AUGUCGGAGAGUCACUGGGUAGACUGGAAUAAGAACACACAGUCCAAGGACUAUCGUGGCUCUGGCUCCUUCUCAACCUUUAUCAUUAUCGGCCCUGUCUGUUUCUUCCUGGGCAUUCUCUUUGCCCAAUUUCCCUAUGACUUCCCUCUGCUCUGGACCUCUGAGCCGGCGCAGGCCGCGUACUACGACUUUCUCGAGGCGCACGUAAAGUUCCUGCACGCCUCGCCGCCCACCAUCUCGCGCAUCCUCAACAUCCUCUUCCGCCCGGCCGAGUCCAACGUGCUGUUCGACGGCGCGUCGCUCAUCCUGUACGUCAUUGGCGUCGGCGUCUACACGAGCAACAUCGUCAAGGGAAUGCGCACCAUCACCGCUGGCAUCUGGGACAUGGAAAACUUCGCGGGCAUCAAGCACGACGGCCCCGUCACUGGCGAGGUCGUUCUCGGCAGGGAGGAUACCAUGAAGGUGCUCAGCGCUAGCAACACCAUUCUGGCCAUGGUCCUGGUUGGAGUCCUUGUCCUGCAAGCUGGCCAAUGGUACGCCGAGUCUAAGGAGAAGGACGACUUUUCCAAGGGAGACAAGAAGGAAAAGAAGACUGGUGGCCAGCAGCAGCAACAGCAGCAACAACAGCAACAAGGUCAGGAGGCGGAAGAUAAGAAGUCGCAGUAG
Sordaria macrospora k-hell is the source of this 666-nucleotide messenger RNA. The record is from RefSeq and is a predicted model, not a curated record. Lineage: Eukaryota; Fungi; Ascomycota; Sordariomycetes; Sordariales; Sordariaceae.